This is a messenger RNA of Toxotes jaculatrix (banded archerfish), 1504 nucleotides long. It is a transcript of the gene ebi3, whose product is annotated as Epstein-Barr virus induced 3. The record is from RefSeq and is a predicted model, not a curated record. The transcript has 6 exons. Gene Ontology annotation, biological process: cytokine-mediated signaling pathway. NCBI's taxonomy places the organism in Eukaryota, Metazoa, Chordata, Actinopteri, Toxotidae. Bases 195 to 953 code for a protein of 252 amino acids. Gene Ontology annotation, molecular function: protein binding; cytokine receptor activity. Gene Ontology annotation, cellular component: external side of plasma membrane.
CAGCCGGCUGUUUGUUAUCUCUGAACUUUGGCACGUUGAAUGGAGUAGAUCGGAGCAGAAAAGGACAGAGCUAAGAACAAAGGAACUAUAGGAUAGAAUUGUUUUUAAUUUGCUCAAGUGAGGGUUGAUCACAGUGUUUUUUGGGCUAUUUAGACCAACUACAUUCAGGGAAUAAUUAUUAUUUUCAAAGACUGAUGGCUGCGAUGUUUGGCAGCGUGUGUGUCUCUGUGACCCUCCUCAUGUGUGCUCUUGGAAGCCAAGCACUGGAUCUACUGAGAGCAACUGCAACAUCAGGGAAUCCUCUGUCCACUCCUUCAGUGCACUGCAGAUGUACAAGCUAUCCAAACGUGACCCUUUGCUCCUGGCCUGAACCUUCCCACUCCCCACCGACACACUACAUUGCCACCUACAGUGAGAGACUCGGUCAGCCAGUGACCAAGCACUGCCAUCUCAUCCCACCCAGCUCUUCAUCCUCUGCUCUAAACUCAACAUCAUCAUCCCCCAAAUCUGAACAGCUCUGGCACUGCCAACUGCCCAACCUGAAGCUUCUUACCGACUACAUCGUCAAUGUCACAGCAGUUUAUUCUGGUGGAACCAGCUCCCAUCUAUCAAGUUUUAUGUUGGAGGAUAUUGUGAAACCAGAUCCUCCUGUAAACGUACGGGUUUCCCCUCAUAACAUCAGAAACUGGAUGGUGGAAUGGUCUCCUCCCGACACCUGGACCAACCUGGAAAUCUUCCCCCUAAAAUACCAGAUCAUGUACCAGUGGGAAAUUAGGGGCACAACAAAAUCUGUUCGUCUGGGUCCGUUUGAGAACACCAAGGCUGAACUGAAGGGGCUGACCCCUGGGAGGGUAUACCUGUUCCAGGUCUGUGCCGAGGAGCUGCUGGGUCUGGGCAAGUGCAGCCACUGGAGCUCGCCUGUGAAUAUCACCAUACCAAGGACAAAGCCGUAGACACUUGCUCCCACGUCCUAUUUUAUUUACCUCUCUCCUUUUAAGCUACCAGCAAUGUCAAACUAAAGAACUGCAGACAGGCUGCAUUGUUAUUAUUUCAACUGCACAUACAUUGCAAACAAGACUUGCUGAUAUUUUGUUUUAUUUAUAAGGAAAUGCACUUUCAGUGAAAACUGAAUAGUCUUAGUGUUUGUUGUAAUACUGUUGGUACGUUGUCUUUGAGGAAAGUGAUAUUUAAUUAACAUGGUGUGAAAAACUGAAUAAAAAUAAGGCAUUUGAAAUAAAUCCACGGAGUGGUCAGUCAACAACAUCCACCACAAGUGGGGUGACGAACUCAGAGUGUCUGACACCCAGAGUGAAGGACGGGGGUCUGGGAAGAUGAACAUGAAAUUUCUCUGGGCUGUAUGUGCCCGGGCCAGGAAUAGCAGAAGAAUAAUUGGGCCUCUUAGUCCGGCUCUGAAUGGAGAAGGAGGGCUGGCGCUGGCGGUAAAUGUCUGGGUUGGUACUGUUGUAUUUUCCCGGUCCUGGGCUCAUGGACAGGUCUUCAGAGG